AUGCUCCACUUGGAAAGGUGGGCGCAGCACAUCAAGAACCUAAAAGACCAGCAGAUGACCAACAAGAUCAGCAACUGCAUCAACAUUCUAGAGGCCAAGGACGUCUUAUGCGGAGGACGAGAUGACGCCCAGAUCCGGAGUUUGCUGAAGAAUCUGUUGAGGGCCUUCGAGAUGCUGACGAACCGUCUUCUUCCGAGGAGGAAACCUUGCUGCAGGUCUUCACUCAGCUCGACGGUAUGA
This is a messenger RNA of Phytophthora nicotianae INRA-310, 240 nucleotides long. RefSeq lists its product as hypothetical. The transcript has 2 exons. The coding region runs from base 1 to 240 and encodes 79 amino acids. The record is from RefSeq and is a predicted model, not a curated record. NCBI's taxonomy places the organism in Eukaryota, Oomycota, Peronosporomycetes, Peronosporales, Peronosporaceae.